Messenger RNA from Melampsora larici-populina 98AG31, 1596 nucleotides. RefSeq lists its product as uncharacterized. Lineage: Eukaryota; Fungi; Basidiomycota; Pucciniomycetes; Pucciniales; Melampsoraceae. The record is from RefSeq and is a predicted model, not a curated record. The transcript is spliced from 5 exons. Bases 1 to 1596 code for a protein of 531 amino acids.
AUGCGUCCAGGACUACGUAGUAACGAGCAACCAGGUCAAGACGAUGCUGCGUCACUUCCCUCACAGUCAUACCCAAGCUCGGAUUCGGAAGAAAACUAUGCACCCCCUUCCAACCGACGAGGACGCCAAACCCGUGGUGCCCAGCGAGGAGGCCAUACUGGAUCAUCUGUUGCGCGUGUUGGACGUCAAAAGCGAACUAGAACAAACGAUGAAAACGAACUCCCCCCCAACGAUACUGACAUCACAAUGCCGGAUCUCACUGAUGAAAUCAGUCUUGAGUCUGGUGAAUCAGUCGCUCGCCCGACUCUUGACAACUUUCAUGAACUUGGGGUCCAGUGGGGGGCAGUACGCGCAGAAGAAGUCUUAUCUAGUGCCUCAAUUCCCAAAAACAACCGGCCUUCGGCAACAGGCGUCUUUGAAGCGCAGGCUUUGCAAGCAGCCUACCAGUUGGACAAGACCAUGCUAUGCAUAGUACUCAAAUGCAGUCGGCAUGUACUCGACGAGGCCUUAUUGGAAGGGCCGCUGGCUCGUGAACCCAACGCAUACACCAACUAUCAAAAGUACAGUAUACCAGCCACCACUACCCAGAUCCCAGCAAAGGGAGUAUCUGAAGGGUUUGGUGAGCGAAACACUGUUGUCGGCAACACCUGGUCUACAUACCUGGAAGACGAGCAGAAAGUGUUCAGCCCUGAACUUUUCGAGCGAUUGUGUGUCACCACAAGCGAAGCUUACGCACUAACUCAAACACCAAGGGGAAUACCUUCUGUCGCAGAUCAAGACACGUCCAAAGCACCAGCCCAACCAAAAUCAAGCUUUAAACCGCUCAGCAAUGAAGAGGUGACUACUUAUGUUCCCAUAUUCAAGCGCCUCGUCAACCUAAACAAAGUCUCAGGCGAUUUACACGAAGGUCGCCUCUGGAGACACAGUGCAAAAUUUCGCUGUCGGAGCCGGGAACAACUCAUGAAGCUCGAAAUCAGUAAGGUGGCCCGCCAGCUUCAUGUCUUGAAGAAUCAAUUCAACCUCCAAUUUCACCUGCUCCUAGCGUGCUGGAACCCUGAUACCUCAACAACUCAAGCGCUUUUUCAGGACGAGCACACAUCGUGCCAACGCUGGGUCCGUCAAGAGAAAAAGGUGCAUCUCCUCGAGCGCUUUUCCUUCGAGGCAACUAAGGCUCCCGAACACCUCCGUUCCACAGAACAAACGCUGGGCACGACCAAGGCCCUGUCCGCUGGUGCACAACGUCAAGCGGAAAAGCGGAUUCCGUUCCUCACUCGCGGUGUACCAGGUCAAAGUGACGCCCACCCAAAAGUCCCCAAGUUGAAAGAAGGAUUUGCUAGGAAGACGUUCCGUGGAGGAGUCAAACUGACUUUUCAUCAAACCCCAGAUAGUUUAGUCAGCGAUGAGAUGAUAGCCAAGGGCCCUAGUCGGUUGUCAAACGAAGAAGUCCAGCUAUGGCUUGACGACAUCAACUUCGAGCGAUACAAGAUCAUCAAGAUUGCAACAGACAGCAAAAGGAAAAGGAAAGAUGGUCUUACAGAAGCAGAAGCUGCACUUGACGAUGAAGAAACUGAACCUCAAGAGGGAUUAACUAAUUAA